Molecule: messenger RNA, 2415 nt
Organism: Ipomoea triloba (trilobed morning glory)
Lineage: Eukaryota; Viridiplantae; Streptophyta; Magnoliopsida; Solanales; Convolvulaceae
Product: probable glycosyltransferase At5g03795
Exons: 6
Coding region: 261-2228 (655 amino acids)
Molecular function (GO): glycosyltransferase activity
Source: RefSeq, a predicted model, not a curated record
GUGUGCUUUAAUGGGUUGCUUCUCCAAGCAAAAUCAUUUUCUCCAAACUCGAAUCCUCUGAUGCAUGUUUGCUUCUCCAAUCUUAAAUCCCAACUUCAUGCUCUUCACGAAUGCUAGUUUAGAGAUGCCCAGUUCUUAGUUUGGUUCCUGGAUCUUGAAUUGGACUCUAAAGUUCUCAACUUUUUUGGGACAAUGAAUUGGAUUCAUAAUUUGCAUUGAGAAACCAGUCAUUUUGAAUUUUGGGUGAUAGCUCUUUUAGUAUGAUGUACACAAUUGAUUUUCAAAAGUUGUGCGAAAUUGAUAGAAGGAAAUGGAUUUUGGUGUUGAGUUUAGUGGCAAUUACUCAUUUAUUUUGUCAGACCUUGAUGCUUCCUUAUGGCGAUGCCCUUCUCUCUCUGUUGCCUGAUAACACUGAAAUUAUACACCAGAAGGUUAGCUUGUCGUUUAAAGAAUCUUCGUUGAAGUCUGUGAGCUUAGAUGAACCUGUUAGGGUUGAUGGUGCAAGGUUUGCUAACUUGUCUCUGUUGCCCACUGGUGUGGAAAACACGGAUGGUGGUGAUGAUUGGUAUAGAGUUAAGACACGGGUUGCAGGACAAAUUGUUGAUGACGGGGAGAAGAGUAGUUCUAUUGUGAAUGAAAAAUCCCUAGAUAAUGAUUUUGAUUUUGUUGAAGAUGCAACCCUGGAUAAUGAUAAUCCGUUUGAGGAAAUCGAGGCAGACGAGGAGUUGAAGGUGCGGAGUGGUAUAAACCAAGAACAUGGUUCUGUAAGACCACCAAGUGAGGAUGAAACCAUCGAGAAUAGUAAUGAAUUAUCAACGGUCUCUAGGGAUCCAUUGGUUUCUUCGAGAUCAAGCUUGAGCAACUCUGGUAUUUCUCCUCGUAACUCCUCUAAAUCCGGAGAACAAAAUCUUUCACUUCCCAACGGUAGGAACGUUGUUUUGUUGCAACCUAAUAUGUCUACUACAACAACGAAUCCGGGUAGGAAGAAGAUGAGAUGUGAAAUGCCACCAAAGUCGGUAAUGUAUAUCUCUCAGAUGGAACGCUUACUAGUCCGACAUCGUGCUCGUUCACGUGCAGCGAGACCAAGGUGGUCAUCUGAACGUGAUAAGGACAUUCUAGCAGCUAAGUUGCAGAUCGAGAAUGCUCCCCUUCUGAAGACUGAUCAAGAACUUUAUGCUCCCGUCUUCCGAAAUAUAUCCAUGUUCAAAAGGAGCUAUGAACUUAUGGAGAGCACACUCAAGAUAUACGUCUACAAGGAAGGUGCGAAACCCAUCUUUCACCAACCGAUCCUAAAAGGACUGUAUGCAUCGGAGGGGUGGUUCAUGAAAUUGAUGGAGAGGAAUAGGAAAUAUGUUGUGAAAGAUCCUCGAAAGGCUCACUUGUUUUACAUGCCUUUUAGUUCACGGAUGCUGGAGUAUACUUUGUAUGUACGUAAUUCCCACGAUCGAACCAAUCUCCGACAAUAUCUGAAGGAUUACUCAGAGAGGAUUGCUGCUAAAUACCGCUUCUGGAACAGAACUGGCGGGGCUGAUCAUUUUCUCGUAGCAUGCCAUGACUGGGCUCCUUAUGAAACGCGACACCACAUGGAGCAUUGCAUCAAGGCUCUCUGCAAUGCUGAUGUUACUGCAGGCUUCAAAAUCGGGAGGGACGUGUCCCUGCCAGAAACAUACAUUCGCUCCCAGCGAAAUCCUCUUCGAGAUCUCGGUGGGAAACCGCCAUCCCAGAGGCGUAUCCUCGCUUUCUAUGCUGGGAACAUGCACGGGUACUUACGACCAAUCCUGCUCGAGCAUUGGAAGGACAGGGACCCCGAGAUGAAGAUCUUCGGUCCAAUGCCACCCGGUGUUGCCAGCAAAAUGAGCUACAUUCAGCACAUGAAGAGCAGCAAGUUCUGCAUCUGCCCGAAGGGCUACGAAGUGAACAGCCCGAGGGUCGUCGAAGCCAUCUACUACGAGUGCGUGCCCGUCAUCGUGUCCGACAACUUUGUGCCCCCGUUUUUCGAUGUCCUGAACUGGGAUGCAUUCUCCAUAAUUGUUGCAGAGAAGGACAUACCAAACCUGAAAGACAUACUCCUCUCUGUGACAGAACAGAAGUAUCUCCAGAUGCAAGUUGCUGUGAGAAAGGUUCAGCAGCAUUUUCUUUGGCAUGUUAAGCCUCAAAAAUAUGAUCUUUUCCACAUGACCCUUCAUUCAAUUUGGUACAAUAGAGUCUUCCAAGUGAAAGCAAGGUGAUGAAGAAGAAAAUGGAUCCAAUACCAUCAACAGCCAGGAAGCUUUAUAUGGAAAAACAUCUCUUUUCUUCAAUCUGCAGUGUGUUAUUUGCUUGAUGUAAAAUUUUUUUUGCAGGUUUAUGCUGUAAAUAACUACUAUGCCCUGUUUGGUAAUAUAGUUUAUCAGCUAAUUUUGGCUUAUUUGAUCA